This is a messenger RNA of Lytechinus pictus (painted urchin), 3059 nucleotides long. RefSeq lists its product as uncharacterized. The transcript has 8 exons. Gene Ontology annotation, cellular component: Golgi apparatus. Bases 217 to 2007 code for a protein of 596 amino acids. The record is from RefSeq and is a predicted model, not a curated record. Gene Ontology annotation, molecular function: UDP-galactose:glucosylceramide beta-1,4-galactosyltransferase activity. Gene Ontology annotation, biological process: carbohydrate metabolic process. NCBI's taxonomy places the organism in Eukaryota, Metazoa, Echinodermata, Echinoidea, Temnopleuroida, Toxopneustidae.
GAUUCUGUUAAAUGUCACAACGUCAGUGUUGUCAAUAGUUUAUUUCGCAUCGAAAGAUACUGGCGUCUUACUUCGAUAUACUUUCUUUUUCGCACUCUUCGUUAUAUAGGCCUAUUUAUACUUUGAGUUUUAAGUCAUCAUGAUGAUCUUGAACCACAUUUAGCGUGUUGAUAAUAUCAGAGCGUAAAAAUGUUAAUUUAAGUCCUUGCCAUCAAAAUGUUGACGAAGAUUUCUCGAGGAGCAAAAUCUAUAUGUUUGUCUUGUCGGUGUAGCAAUACUGCCUCAUGGAGAGAGAAAGAUCUGGGAGAGUCAGGCAGGGCCAGACUCGUAGACCUCAAAUGUAUUUCGCAUUUUAAGCCCAACAAGGAUUGCAUCUCUGCUGUGAUCUAUCUACUCAUUGGAGCAAGCGUUGUAUCAACCCUUGCUCUCUGGCAAUUUAUGGUAUUCAACAGCUCAACAGGAUCCCAAGCAAAUUACCGGGCAGUAAGAAGUCUUGAUACCGGAGGCCUUAGAGAUCUCUUCGAUUUAUCCAAUGUUAACGAAGACCUAAAGAACCUAUUCGUGGUUGAGCCUGCUCAGGACCAGUCCAAGUUCAAGGCUCAGAUGCUGGAACAAGACAAGAUUGUUGAACAGUACGAAAGGGAAGAAAUAGAAAGAAAAAAGGACAUCGAAGUUCCGCAAGAAACAGGACACCAUAGUUACCAUGGUUACGGUCCAUUCUCAUGCACUUCGAAACCGAUAUGUCCAGAAAUUGAUAUACCCGGUCUUGUUGGUAAAAGAAAGCUUGAUCUGAAGGAUAUAACCAUGAAGAAUGCAGAGGACCUUAUUUUUGGACCAUUGGCCGAGAGGGUUCGGGAGGGGGUGAAACGAGCCAAUGACACUCUCCGUAAGAAGCUCGUCGAUCCCAAGACUGGAAACAUCAGUCACGUUGAUUGGCUGUUCGAUCAAGUGAUUGAAUCGGAGGCACUAAAUGUUAGCAAAUACUGGUAUCUUCCGGGAGGACAUUGGAAACCAGCGAAUUGUUUACCAAGAUGGAAGGUUGCCGUUUUAAUUCCAUUCAGAGAUCGAUUCCAUCAUCUUCCAAUUAUUCUUCGUUACCUGGUACCAAUGCUUCAAAGACAGCUCCUCGAAUUCAGCUUCUUUAUCAUUGAGCAGGCUAAUCAAGACCUCUUCAACCGCGCAAUGCUCAUGAACAUUGGAUACCUCGAAUCUCUCAACUUUACCGACUACGAUUGUUUCGUCAUUCAUGACGUCGACCACGUACCUUUGGACGAUCGUAAUUAUUACGGCUGUUCCGGUAUGCCUAGGCAUUUUGUCUCCGGGGCUGACAGAUGGAACUACAAAUUGCCAUAUGAUAACUUCUUCGGAGCUGUCACGGGUCUAACGAAAGGUAACAUUCGAAGCAUCAAUGGUUUCCCCAAUGUCUACUGGGGAUGGGGCGGUGAGGAUGAUGAAAUAUGGAAGAGGGUUAAAGACGUUGGACUCGAAAUCACUCGCCAUAAAGGACCUAUCGCCCAUUAUGACGUCAUCAGGCAUCAUCACAAAAGCGCACCACUGGCAAAAGACAGAUAUAGUUUACUGAAAAAUUUCAAUAACCGGUACAAAAUGGAUGGGCUAUCCGACAUCAUCUAUCCGACACCUAUUUACGACUUGCACACCCUGUACACUAACAUCAGCGUGGAUAUCCGUCGGAUCAAACCUCACUAUCCGAUGCCAGCGCCCAAGGCUGGGAACCAAGGCGAUCUGGCUAAGAAGAUUUCUGGACUUGCGAUGAAAGCCAAGGUGGCCAGCAGGAAAGCAGGGCCAGGAGUCCGCAGGGUUGUCGUGAAAGCUCCGGCAGAAGCCAAGAAGGAGUCGCAGCCGAAUGCGGAUACAGGCAAAGAGCAAAAUGGCGGUGCAAACGACAAGCCUGAAAAAGACAAGACGGAAGGAAAUGAGAAGGACGAUGGAGAGAAGAUAGAAAAUAAUGGCCGGAGGAGAGAAGAUGAAGGAGGAGAAAGGGGAUGAAACAGGGGUGGUCAAUUAAAGGAGAAGACGGGAGAUGCAGUGGCAAGGGAGGAUGAUGCAAACUAGCCAAAAGUGAAAAUGUUUCCGUGGUUUUAUCUUUACCAUUAUCGCAAGUAAAACGUCAUUGACAUAUACGGACCUGGCCACGGAGGAUUAUCUAUUGUUAUUGGGGGUGCUGUGACAAUGCUCAGCACCCCCAAUAACAAUAGAAUGAUCCUCUGUGGACAGGUCCAUGGUCAUUGAUUGACGUUUUUGUUAUUCACAUAAUACACCUAUGCAGUUUAAUAUGGCGCUUUGCAAUGUUUUCAAAGCGCUGAUGGGUUCCCUUGACAUAUCCAGGCGCGGAUCCAGGGGCCCUUGAGAAGCAAAAUUAAAAUUUGUAAUGUAAAAAUGCCAUUAAAACAGAGGUGUGCCCCCUCUUAUGAAAUUGAAAUAUCCUUAAUUUGUGGUUGAAGACCUUUUUUUUUUGCUUGUCAAAUUUGGUCGGGUACGAAAUAUCCUUUAUUUGUGGUUGAAAACCUUUUUUGGGGGGCUUGUCAAAAUUUUCCUCUGAAAAAUUUGCCCCCUCCCUUUGGAAAAUCCUGGAUCCGCCCCUGACUAUAUAUUACAGGGUGUAUUGUUUUCUUAUAGGCCUACAUGGACAUUUUUUCAGAGGUUGAGGAUAUCUGAAUGUCCCAUAUGUAAGUUGCGCGAUAUUUCGGACUUCGGCCCCCCUUCGGCCCUUAACUAGACCAAUUAUACACUUCCAUAUUGUUACUGUUAUGCUUUUAUACAUGUAUGUAGGGCAGGUAGUGAUCCCAAUUAUCAUAGAACCAUGAUUCCAACAUCUGAUUGAAAGAAUGCAUUGUACACUUACGGUCCGCAACCCGUUAAUAUAUUUCUUAGCCACAAUAUACACAUCUCUGGGAGAAAAUGAAGUGAAAAUAAAGGGGAUAAUGCAAUUAAAUUCGUCAUUUAAAAUAUUCAUGGGGGGUGGCCAUCACUAUACUGAUCCUUCAUUGACUUGAAAUUAUGUGUACUUUUGAAAAUUAAAUGGGAGUUCAUGUACUGAA